GAAAAUUUUUUGGAUACGGUUAGACUGCUAGCAGAAAGAACAGAUAAUCUAGUUGAUGAGAUAUGGAAUUACGUGAAGGAUGGAAAACUUGUCCAGUCUGCAGUUUUACUUCUGUCAGCUCAAGCGCAAAUCCGUGGGGGCUGUUCCUCCAAACGCAACGGCAAUAAUAAGCGUGAUGGGUUUGAUAUUAUCAUGUGCCAUAUAGUGAGACAUUUGGUUACCCUAAGAUCGGAGAACAAAAAUACAAAUACACGGAAGCUGCGUGAGGAAGAGAGAAUAUUUAUGGAGUUUACGGGCCUGCUUGUUGAUAUUGUUUCGCAAGCUGGUGAAGCCCUUUCUGCAUACAUUCAGGCACAUUCAAAGGCGCCCCACAUGGAGGUUCUGGAGCGGGUUUCUUCUAUCCUCAAGGAGUAUGGGUUUUGCCCGACUGGAGAAAUCGUUGAUGUUAAGAACCUCUGCCCUUACAACUGCGUAAUGUCUGAUGAAGAGUUAUACCACCAAGGGCUUAUGAAUUCAACCAAGGGUGGUGCAGCGGAAGAAGUACAUGCUGCGGAAAAGUAUCUGCCUAAAGGAUAGGAUAACACAUUCACAAGGAGAAAGUUCUUCCCAUAUUGGAGAUCGGUGCUACAGGCCCGGGCUUUUCUGCGGGUGUAUCCAGCCUAUGCAACAGCAGAUGCCAGUCGACCUACUGUGCCUACUCCAGUUCCAGGCCAUAAGCUUCCCUCGCUGGGAAAAGCUCCACAACUGUUAAGCAAUCGUCAAUCCAGAAGACUUUUUGGUACCGACGCAUCCGCAGCUAGGUCUGCACUUGGUUAUGAAGAACUUCGUUGCCCUCGGGGAAGCUCAAUGGACAGGACUCCAAGUCAAAAUCACAACCUUUCACUGCUGGAAGAGUUACACAAGCAACAAAUAAUCAUGGUCAAUCUAGAAGACUCUUUGGUACUGCUGCGUCCAUCCUCCUGAAGGUGGCAAGGAAAGCGUGAGCAGUUGGCCAUGAAGGUUGUGGUUGCUGGGGGCACUCGGUGCAUUUUUCUCCUAGAUGGGAAGAUGAGGCUGCUGAUUCACGGCUGUGCGCGUGCAUUUUUCUGCAGCUUGUAAGAGCAUGGGAAGAUGAGAGUGACAGGCUGUUCGGGGAGCUUGCACGGCAACCAGAAAUAGGUUGGGCAGAGAGCUCGGUCAGGCGUCUCUUUAACGCGCGAGCUGAGGCUGGGCAUCGUUUGUAAAAUAUGAUGGUAUCAGAUGCCUCUCAUUU
This is a messenger RNA of Triticum aestivum (bread wheat), 1252 nucleotides long. RefSeq lists its product as uncharacterized. Lineage: Eukaryota; Viridiplantae; Streptophyta; Magnoliopsida; Poales; Poaceae. Bases 193 to 576 code for a protein of 127 amino acids. The transcript has 6 exons. The record is from RefSeq and is a predicted model, not a curated record.